Molecule: messenger RNA, 5534 nt
Organism: Schistosoma mattheei
Lineage: Eukaryota; Metazoa; Platyhelminthes; Trematoda; Strigeidida; Schistosomatidae
Source: the annotation of a GenBank genome assembly
AUUUACAUGCAUUUAUGCAAUUAUUAAAUCCAUCAAGGCAGUUUAUGAGUCAGUAAUAAAAGUGAGUUAGAUUAGAAAAAUAAAUAUGUGACAAGUUUACUAACUGGGUUAUGAACAAUAAAGACGUGAAUCAAUGUUCCAUGAUAUGAAGUAAGGUAAUGACUUGAAAAAUAUAUAAGAUUACGUAAUAAGAAUUGUUCAAAUAAUUGGACACUGAAUAGGAUAUAUUAAAAAUGGGGGAUGGAAAAUUUAAACAAUCAGAGAAUGUGGAAAAAAUAAAUGUUAGUUAUGAUGAAGGUGAAAGAAAUGUAACCGAUGCACGAUGCUGUGGUAUAUCUUGUUAUAAUACACCUGUAUGUUUAUCUUACUACAGUUUAAUGUGUCAAUCAAAUAAAACGAAAAGCAACACAUUGGAAGAUAAAAUUUGUAUGGAUGGUAAUACAUUUCAAAUAUCAAUAACACCGGAAUUCGAUUUUCAUAAUGGCACAUUUAUGUGUCAUUUAAAACAAGCCAAUUAUUCACGUGGAUUUCGAUUAAAAUUCUCAUUAAAUUUAUCUGAACUUAUUAAACGAAAGCUUUCUGACAACUAUGUGAAUACUCAUACGUCACUUUCAGUUGAAAGUCAACACAAUUUCGGUACUUCUGAAAAAUACAGGCUAAAUAUCAAUGCACUCGAUGUUGAAAUUUUAGUUGACGAACCCAAUAAAAGUGUAUUCCAUAGUUUCAAAGAGGCUAUACUAUUGGGUCGAAAGGUGAAAAAAUAUAAUGCCUAUGAAUUUUUUGUACAUAAACCUCCAUCAGCAACUGGGAUUAAAAGCAUUCAGUCGUCUGUUGAACAUGUCCUACAUACAGAUUCAGCAUUUACAACGAUACAAAGUAAUAAACCACAUGCAUUUAGUUCUAUAAAUUGGAAGCAGAAAGGCUGUGAUUUAGAUAUUUUUCAAAAUAUCAAGGUAACAAAAGCAUUGUCUGAGUUCCUUUCGAAAGGUUAUCCAGUUGACAUUUAUCCUGCAUCAAAUGUCAAAACAAACACACUACGUUCAAUGUCAGGUAAAGAAGACAAUGUUUAUUCGAAUAUACUGCACAGAUUUCGACUAAACGAUAAACAUGCAACUUUACCAAGAGCAAACAUUAAACUGUCAGGUAAUCAUUCAGUAUUACGAUCAGUAUUUUGUAAUAAUAAAAACUUCCCAACUAACUUCAACUUACAUACAAUUACGGAGGGAAAAUCAAUAGGACAAUAUCGAAUUACACGUAAAGUAGUAGAAGCAUCAGUGAAAUUCGUAACUAAUUCAUUAGGUAAAGAAAUACUUCAUAUUCUUGUGACAGGUUACGUGACAGGAACGCCAGCGUACAUCAAUUUCAAACUCAUUUGGCCUGCAAACUCGUUGAUUCUAAGUAACCAUGAUGUUGUUGUAUUGAAUUCACAAACAAAAGAUUACUUUAAACCAAAUCAAAAGAUAGAAUCAUUUCACAUAACUUAUCAGAUUGAUAUUAAUUCAAUCAACGAGAUUCCAUUAUUUCCGUCACCGUUCCAGUCAACAUUAAUUUUUGAUCUAAUUAUCCAAGAGUGUGAUGCCAAUAUCGGAUUAAGAAUAUACAGUCCACUUUUCAGCUAUCGAAAUAAAGACAAAAUGCUUCAGGGUAGUGUUGUUAAAGGAUCAAUAGUUAGCAUACAUUCGAACAAGAGCACAGUGGAAGAAUCAUCACACUGGGUUAUGUUCAGUCCUUUAUUAUUUAUUACGAUUGGAAUUAGUUUGCUUUAUUUUUUGGUGCUGAUUAUAUUUGUAUAUAUAAAACAUUGUAUCAUAUCAAACAAAGGAUAUCCGAUUUCGGUUGAAUAUCAGAAACAAAUUAGUAAUAAUCAUUAUGGUAAUGACCUACAGUACCAUCAAUUACUACUUCAUCCAUUUCCUAUCAAGCUGAAUAAUCGUACUUUGUAUUACACAACAUCAAGAAAAGGUGAAGAUUACAUUCAAACAUUUCCUCCAACUAGACAAACCUUAUAUCAUCCCACCAUCGUUGAGAAACAUCCCUAUCAUCACUAUGGUAAUGAGUCACAGAGCUCUUACCGAAAAUUCUCAUCGAAUUCUACCUGGCUCAAUCAUGACACAUGGAAUACGAAUAACUCACAAAUAAAACGAAUAUUUUUAUUUACACAUCUUGCAUUCCGUGUCUUUUAUACCUUUCUAUUUACAUUCAGUGUUGCUGUCUCCUUAAUAUUUAGUUUACAACCUUCAGGUAGGAUUUCAACAUUUGAUAAUAUUUUACAAUGGCCAAAAAUAAAUCGAGAGUCAAUAGAGUUCAAUUCACUUCACAGUAGUAUGCACAGGCCAUCACGAAUAUCAGUUUUAACAGCAUCAUCCUUGCCAAUGCAUGAAACAGAAUUGGAUCAGAUUCAUCUAGUUGGUCCAAUUUUAAGGCUUCAAGCUGAAGUUCAUUGGAUAGAAGAAUUUACUGAACAAGAAUUAAAAAGACAACUUGAUUACGUUGAACGUAUGAAAUUAGCUUGUCAGCACGCUAUGACAGUUGAAUUGACAGAUGCUCUCAGAGAAGGUAGACAUUUGGUAAAUACUAGGCUUGAAAAAUGGCAAUUUAAUAGUACAUCACAAAAUACUGAUACUUUAAACGACAGCACACUACGUUCUGUCAACGAAUUAGCAAAUAUUCAUUUCAACAAACAACGUACAUUAUUUGAUCAUUUAUAUGAACAAAUGAGUCAAAAGUUAGAUUUCCGUAAUUCUGAAUCUUAUAAGAUCUAUACAAAUAUGCUUAAUUCUGUUUUUCAUUCUGGUUGGCUUCAAUAUGUUAAACGUAUGUUGAACACUUCAGAUAAUUUAGAAAGAAAUCCUAGACACUUUUCAAAUCACAAAGUACAUACAGAAACUAAACUUAACUUUCAUGACAGUAUGAGAAGAUAUUACGAAUUCGCUCAACAAAGAUCCGGUAUCAAAGCAUCAUAUGUCGCUUUAAUGAAUUAUAUGAAUUUUUACCAAGCUGAUGCUGUUCACCUGUUACCGUUACAGCUGCUUGAGAAUCUUAAGAAAGUAUUCAAUUCUCCGAAUCAUUAUCGUUCACUGUUUCACUUAUCCCCAGAAGCAUCUAGUCAUUCCAUGAAUUCUGAGGUUAAUUUUAAAACACAUCAUCAAGUAAAUAGUUUUAAAACUUUACAAAUUCAAAAAACACAACAAGAACGUGUAUUUCUAACAACAAAUGAUUUGGAAGAAUAUACCGAUGGUACAAUUAGUUCAGUGAGUGAUAAAUUUACACAGGACAUUUUCAACGAACAAAAUACUUUUAUUUCAGAAAAUUUUAUUCAAUAUAUUAAAUACAAUACUCAACAAAGUGUUCAAAGUCAAUUGAACUAUCCAAACAAACAUCCAAUGUUACCAGUGAUGACUUUAACACAUAUUCGUUUAAGUUUACUAAUUUUAGACUGUUUCAUUAUUGCUUACAGAUUUUUUCAUACAUAUAAAAUCUUGAAAGCUUUUUGGACAGGUCAAACUUUAUUUGUCGAUGCAUCAAGUUGGUUAGAGAGACAAACACACACCACUUUAGAUAAUGAAAGAGACAAUGGAAAUUUUCAUGAAGCAAACAAAACAAUAAAUGAACCGUUUGACAGUCAUUCAUGUAGAAAUUCUGCAGGAAAAGAAAAAUGUCUGCAAUCAAAUUUGCCUGAUUUUAAUGAAACACCGAAUAAACGUUUUUCAAGAACAGCAUUAUUUCAAUGUCUCCCACAACAUCAAAAUCUAUAUGAAUGUCGACAUGAAAAGCAGGCAUUGUAUCAACCAUCGAUGUAUUUAUCUGGAAUCCCUAGAAAUUCUCAAUCUUCAGAAACGACAUCCUCAUCGAUCAUUUCCAAUCAAGUCAUUGAUUCACAAAGUAAAAAUAAAUCAAAACAGCACUUUCGCUUAAAUUUUUUAUGUGACCCCUCAAAACAAAAUCUAUGUGAAGCACUUCCUGACAGUUCAUUGAUUCCUAUUGGACCACCAUUAUGCCUACCACCAUCAUCAUCUUUUGGUAUUGAACAAAAUGCCUGUUGCAUGUUAGGCAUACGAAGUGCAUGCUGUAGAAAGUCACAUUACAUUAGCUCAGUGAUUGGAUUCACUGUGAUCGUUUUAUUAUUCGGUUUAGUACUAGUCCAAAUGUACAAACCACAUGUAGCAAUGCCAAAAAAAGUAUCAGCACCAACAUCAACCUAUUCCAAACAGAGCAGUUCACAACUUUUAGCAAACAAAAUUCCAAAUUUAUCAACUCCAAUAAGUUUUUUUCUUCCUUAUUAUGAAUUGUUGAUCCAUGACCAUAGUAAUCGAUUAAAUCAAGAUUGGCUUGAAUGGACAAAACGUAAUGAGUUGGCUAUGCGUGGACGCGUACUCAACUAUCUGUCCAGAUUUAAACAUGAAUUGAAUUACCUCGAUCAACAAAUGGACACAGAAAAUUCAGUUGUUCAAUCACUUCUCACUCAAGUUGAAUCAUCAUCUCCAAUAAUUAAAUCAGAAAAGUCCGACAACAAACCAACAAAUUAUCCUACCUCACCCAUUUUUAAUUCAGAAUUUUUAUUUCGUCAACAGAUUUGCCAUUUUUUACCAGUAAUAUCAGUUCCAAUAAACGAAGAAAACAUUUCUUCGAAUAAAGAAGGUAUUAUAACUUCACUGCAUAAAAAAAUAAGACCGAACAAUAUUAAACGAAUUAUCUGGACUUCCGCGAUCAGUACAUUCGUAGAUUUUGAUUGGAAUAGUGAAGAACAAGCAAAUAAUUUAUUUGUAACAGCAAUUAUUGUCGGAAUAGUAAUGAUUAGUUGUAUUGGUAUAGUCGAUGUAGGUGGCAAAAUCUUAAAAAUAUUAUAUAUCAACCCAACAGUCUCUAUGUCUGAUAUAAAAAAGUGGAAAAGUCAUUCAAAAGCACCAAGUAACACAGAAGAAUCAUUCAACUAUGUUCGAAAUAUUGAGAAUAUUAUUCUUAUAUCACCUCAGCCAGCACCGAUUAUUCCAUGGCCUACAAAACCAUUAUUAAAAAUGAGUAGUCAACUUAGCCCCACAAACAGAGAGAAAUUAAGUCCUGAAUCUUCAGUAUCGGUAAUUAAAGAACCAGAAAAUCAACUUCCUUUAACUGCUUUUUAUUUAGAUUCUAAUCUUGUUUUAACACAAAGUAAUACAACACCUAUUAUAAAUAAUAAAACAGUUCAACUUGAUGAUAUUUCACAUUCCUUACCUGUUUUCAUUGCUCAUUCACCAUCAUCAACACCUGUUAUUGCAUUAAAAACGGAUUCUUGGGCUUCCACUAAUCAACUCUCAGGCAUAUUCUUUGAAAAAACAUGAGCAGAACACUUGUGUUUUCUCUUUAUAAUCUACCUGUGUAAAUUUUUCCAGUUACUAUAUGUAUUUUCUUCCUUUCUUUGUUGAGUUUCCUUGUAUUUAUUAUAAAUAUUCGUAUUAAAGUUUUCUAUUAAUACUUAGUGGAUGGAUUAGCAGAGAAGUUUCAGCCUCGUAUGUUAAUAAAUUAUAUAUAUAAUUUGAAAAUACACUUUACGUUCA